AUGAAGGGGGGCGGAUUGCUUAUUCCACCAUGGUUCGAAUACCAUGAGCCAAGUUGCUCAGACUGGGCCAUUGUCAGCAUCGCCUUUGGCAUGACUCUGUGUCUGGCAAUUUUUGGACUCAUUCGUGUGGGAAUUCAAACUUAUCAUCAAUGGAAACGCGCGCAAAGAAUUACGACCUAUAUGGUUUUAAUAUGGCUCGAAUUGGUCGCCAGCGCCAUUAUUGGAGGUCUCGGCUGGGGUUACGUUCGAGGAACUAUUCGCCCGGGGUUCUUGAUAUACUUCUUCAUCUUGCUCCUUUGGGUAUUUCAAAUCCAUUGUAUUAUGCAAAUCAUUGUCAACCGAAUCGCCCUCCUCCAUGUUUCGCCGACCAUCGUUCGACGACUAAAAUGGGGAAUCUUCACUAUCUUGGCGCUUAUCAACAUUUCAGUCUUUUGUAUUUGGAUCCCUGCUCGACUGCAGAUUAGCCAGACCUAUAUCGACAUCAACAACGUUUGGGACAGAAUCGAGAAAGGAAUCUUCGCGGUUAUUGACCUAGCUUUGAACUUCUACUUUGUCUAUCUUGUCCGCUCAUCCCUCAUAUCAUAUGGCUUGACCAAGUAUGUGGUGUUGUAUCGCUUCAACCUGGUGAUGGUAAUCGUUUCCAUUUCGAUGGAUAUCCUGAUCAUUGGCUCAAUGUCAUUGCGGAAUACCUUUUUAUACGUCGAGUUUCACCCGCUUGCAUAUCUCGUCAAGCUUCAUAUCGAAUUGUCCAUGGCUGAGCUCAUUGCCAAGAUUGUCAAGGCCUCCGGGCCCAACCUCGCACCUUGUCGCUGCACUUGCCAUGACAAUCCCAACCACACAUUCCUCCAUCAACUACAAUCUCGUCACAGUGCACCUCCAGCUCCCAGUGUGACUGCGCCAACUACUGGAAGAUUCCGUCGUUCUUGGCCGAUGUCAAAGACCGCACGCAGCAGAGAGAAGCGACGCAGAGGAACCCGAUCAAAAACUCCCUCCUUGACCAAGAAGAUAGUUUCAAGGAAACGGCAAAGUACCGAAGAAAAUCAGCCAAAGCAGGAAGUCUGGAAAUCUGACACGAAUACUGGCACAGACUGCGCCUCACACAACAUGCCAAGCUCUACAGGACAAUCGAAUGAGAGCUCGCACGAUCAUAAUGACUGA
Molecule: messenger RNA, 1158 nt
Organism: Fusarium redolens
Lineage: Eukaryota; Fungi; Ascomycota; Sordariomycetes; Hypocreales; Nectriaceae
Exons: 5
Coding region: 1-1158 (385 amino acids)
Source: RefSeq, a predicted model, not a curated record